AUGAUACAUAACGUUACGUCUCGAGGCCGGAGGGAGGUUGAGCGACCAAAUCAGAGGCCUACGCAACCCGUAGCCCACGCACAACGUUUGACCCAGGACGGGUGGACGGCUGAGAACCUCCCAGCCGUUACGGGGAAGGGGGAGGAAGGGGGAGACUUGAGCGGUCAACCCCAACACCCCAAGGACGUCACAAGAGACAGUUCCUUUACAACAAAGAAGCUUCUCCAUCAAAGAUUCCCAGCGACCGGCUCGACCCAAUUAGCCAAACCAGCGCAGUGUAAGGUGAGGCCCGAGGUCCAGGAGAUCACACGGGCAAUGAUAGACAACACAUCCGCCAGUUUCCUGAUCUGGCCGUCCUGUGUGGAGGUUCAGCGCUGCUCCGGCUGCUGCAACACAAAGAUCUAUCAAUGCCAACCCUCCGUUCAACAGACACGUCGAGUACUGAUCAUUAAGAAGAACCUUCGGAGAAGAAAGCUGGAGAGCAGCAAGAUUGAGGUGAUUCUCGUCGAUCACGUGGAAUGUCAGUGUGUGAGGAUCUCAGACUCCAAAUUCAUGAAAGCUGAGCCCAGGUUCAGGGAAGUGUUGGUUCCCAGGAAAGACCACCACCAGCAACAUCACAGGAAACUCCGCAAAUACAAACAGCUUCCGACCACUCGCAAGGAGUUGAUGUUCACAUAGAAAUGUCUCGGAAACGACUGAGGUACAGGAACCUCCGGCCUGAGAACCGCUCGAUAGCCAGACGGACAUUAAAGCUCUCGCGAGACGCUGUUUGGAAAAGACAAGGGGGUUUCUCUCUCUCUCUCUCUCCCCCCACCCCAGUGUCCU
Messenger RNA from Callorhinchus milii (elephant shark), 825 nucleotides. RefSeq names its product platelet-derived growth factor subunit A-like. Gene Ontology annotation, molecular function: growth factor activity; platelet-derived growth factor receptor binding. NCBI's taxonomy places the organism in Eukaryota, Metazoa, Chordata, Chondrichthyes, Chimaeriformes, Callorhinchidae. Gene Ontology annotation, cellular component: membrane. Gene Ontology annotation, biological process: positive regulation of phosphatidylinositol 3-kinase/protein kinase B signal transduction; positive regulation of protein autophosphorylation; positive regulation of cell population proliferation. The record is from RefSeq and is a predicted model, not a curated record. The transcript is spliced from 5 exons. Bases 1 to 678 code for a protein of 225 amino acids.